AUGGAAAAUUCCAAUAUUGACUGGAAUCCAGUUUUUAAUGUUCCUUUACCAACUGAGUUUGCUCAUUGGCCGUUAGACAUGUACUUAGAUGAUGAUGAGUUUCGCGCUGGAUACCCAUUUUCGCCUGUUCCAGUGAUGAAAUCGAACGACGACGAGAAAUCACAAAAUUCUUCACCAACACCUGAUAACGAUUUUUCUCAAUCGAAUAAUUCGGACUACGACGCUUGUAUUUCAACAACGGAAGGUAAUCAUCAAAUAAAUGAUUCAUCAUCUGAAGAAAAAGAAAAGAAAUUGGUUGUUCUGGUAGAAUCCUGUCUCGUCGAUGGAGAUGAUAAUAAUCAGAAAAUAGAUACAAUUGAACAGAACGACUAUAAUAAACAAAAGCUCAACAGUCAUCAGCAGCAUUAUAUUGUAGAUCAAGCUAACGACACCAAUACUGAUAAUCUUGGUCAAUCAAGUAAUACAGAACCAAGUCACGAUGUUGUCUUAAAUUAG
This is a messenger RNA of Rotaria socialis, 495 nucleotides long. The record is from the annotation of a GenBank genome assembly. Lineage: Eukaryota; Metazoa; Rotifera; Eurotatoria; Philodinida; Philodinidae.